Messenger RNA from Aureobasidium uvarum, 1410 nucleotides. NCBI's taxonomy places the organism in Eukaryota, Fungi, Ascomycota, Dothideomycetes, Dothideales, Saccotheciaceae. The record is from the annotation of a GenBank genome assembly.
AUGACUGACGCUGAUGAUACAGACAUGUCCAACACUGAACCUGAUCGCCACCGUCGCUUUGAUGUUCCANCACCCCCGCAAAGACCUCACUUUAUCAAGGAGAAUCAUUGGUCCAAGUUCUCGUCCAAGUUGUCUGCGAAGCUCAAUAGCAGCAAGACUGGAUUCGAUGUCAAGNCUUUUGGCCCAUCAGAUAUCACAGCGUGCAGACUUGGGCCUCCUAGCAAUGCUCCAGACUAUCAACUCUUUCUCGAGAAGUAUGGUCUACAGUGCAUGGAAGCUGCCGGAUUCAUCAACUGCCAAUAUACAGGAAUCGGUGACAAAAUAACAGGGCGUAAGGUCUUUGGUAAUCUUAAUCAAGACCCAGACCUCCAAAAGAGGAUCCAUCCAGUCCUUAGGCGCACACAAUGGGUCACUGUCACUGACCAUCAGUACAACCUGAUGACCCCAGCUUUACUGCUAGCAUCGGCUGUUCUGGACGACCCAGUCACUUUGAACUAUUUUUAUGCUCUGGCUAUGCCACCUGCUUCCAUGGAUACUGUGUCACAUGCUACUGCGGGUCUCACGGCUGAUUGUAAUAUAAUGCGGAUACCGGAUGUGUUGGACGACCACACCCAUCAGGCGAUUUUGAGCCCGCAAGUGGACCAAACACAUUUCGCUCAAGGANUCCGCAUCAAGCCGGCGUACAUCAAUGUGCUAGAAUACCUCGAGGAUCCCAAUGAUGAGAGGAUGAGCGAUCUAUUCGAUGACAUUCAGACCUUUGCUGGUAUUCACAUUUCACGCCGAGCACCAAUAUCUGUCAUGUCAUGCAAAUACCGCAUGUACUUGAGCCUGGCUUCGGUCAUUCUCCAUGAAUUUGCUCACGCGUUCUCCUACGCAUAUCACGGCAGCCCGGACCCAGAUUCUAAUCAUUGUCAAGACCCCUGGGUACCAGGCAACAGGUCCAAUGAACAAGGCUUCGCUUUCGAGAAUUACGUAUUUGGUGGCCUUCUGAAACACAUCAUGAUAUAUCUCCCGCCCAUGAGCGAGAAGUGGGGUACCCUGCAACACGCUGCCGUACCCUUUGGAUUCUAUACUAACCGGCAGUGGGACGUCUGGGCGAGGAACGACCACCGCAAUUACGAGCAAGUCAUGGACUCUGAUCGUCAACUCCCUGCUGACAUUCCACCUGAUCGAUUGUACCCGGUGCCUCAGGAGUGGACGCAGUGGAUGUUUUCGAACGACCUGUGGACUGAUCAGAUUUUACGGUAUGGACUCGAAGCAAUCAAGGUGCCCAAGAUAGAAAAGUGGGAGAUUCGCGACUAUGGUGGAGGCAGAGGAUACCAUGGGACAGGAGAGGAGAGGUGGAGCAACCCGCAGAAUUUAGAGUACCCGCCUACUUGGGACGAGUUCUACGACGACAAAGAUGUCUAG